UGUCUGAGAGCUCUUCAGAAAACUCUCGAACUCUUUGCCACCUACAGCUUCACCUUCUUCUCUUUCUCUCAGGAAAUCCAAAGAACUCAUUCAACAAACUAAGAACCUAAAAUAUGCUCAAUUUAGUGAACAAAUGGGUGCUUUUGGUUCUGUUAAUCUCGUUUCUUUUCUCUCUGAGAACCCCGAGAAAAGGUACCCAAAGAGAGGAGAUCGAAACGCACCCAGUCUUUUCAGUCUUUCUGCAAACUCAAGAAGGCAAUUCUUUGGGGCCAAAUCCUGGCCUAGAGUAUGACCAUUACAGAGACUCGUGUCCUGAAGCUGAGAAAAUUGUGAGGUCAAUAAUGUCCAGGCUUUAUGCUAAGCAGAAAGAUGUCCCUGCCGCUCUCUUGCGCCUCUUUUUCCACGACUGUUUCAUCAGGGGUUGUGAUGCUUCAUUGUUCUUGGAUGACAGCCAUGGCAAUAUGAACUAUUCCAUAGAGAGGCGGGCUGUUCCCCAUAGCACCCUGAAGGGUUUUGAUAAAAUUGAUCUGAUUAAGGCAGAGCUUGAAAAGGCUUGUCCUGGGGUGGUUUCUUGCGCUGACACACUAGCACUUGCCACCAGAGAUGGCAUUCUUCUGCAAGGUGGCCCAUACUAUCCAGUGUUUACAGGCAGGAGAGACAGUAGUGAAUCAUACUUUCAGGAAGCUACGGCCGAGAUUCCAAAACCUGACGGCAAUCUUUCCGAGACACUUCAUUUGUUCUCUCUCAGAGGCUUCAAUGAAAGAGAAACAGUCAGUCUUUUAGGCUCUCACAACAUUGGAAAAAUAAGCUGUCACUUCAUUCAAGACCGCCUCUACAACUUUACAGGGACAGGCCAACCGGACCCAACUAUUGCUGCUGAUUUUCUGAAUGAACUGAGACUGCAUUGCCCGGCCAACAACAACAGCAGCAGAGUUAACGAUUCUGCGAUUUCAUCCGGAUCAGAUUUCGACACACACUAUUUUCGGAGCUUGCUGAGAGGGAGAGGACUACUCUUUGUUGAUCAGCAAUUGAUGGCUGAUGAGAAAACUGCAAGCCUGGUAAAGGCUUAUGCAUCAGGCGAUGGAACAGUCUUCAGAAUGGACUUUGCCAGGGCCAUGGUUAAGAUGUCAAACCUUGGUGUUCUGUCAGGAUCUCAAGGUCAGGUCAGGAUUAACUGUUCCUUGCCUGCUGAAAAUUCCUGAUGGUUUCAGAACCCCAACCACUAUAAACUCUUAAGAAAAAUCUCUUUUCAUUCUUUCAUUAGCUGAAUAUUUUAUGUGUUAGUUCAGCUUUAUGUUGAACCAGACAGGUUCAUUUGCACACAAAUAUAAGCAGGAUUUGCCAUUAAUCUCCGUUUGUUGGCUUUAAUGCUUGAUUCUGGAAGUUAGAAUUGUAAUGAAAUUUCCCAGGGAGAAAUUCUCACCAUGACUCAUUUAAUAAAUUUUCCUAGACAAACAA
Mangifera indica (mango) is the source of this 1458-nucleotide messenger RNA. Its product is annotated as putative Peroxidase 48. Gene Ontology annotation, biological process: hydrogen peroxide catabolic process; response to oxidative stress. The record is from RefSeq and is a predicted model, not a curated record. Gene Ontology annotation, cellular component: plasmodesma; plant-type cell wall. The transcript has 4 exons. Gene Ontology annotation, molecular function: peroxidase activity; heme binding. Bases 114 to 1202 code for a protein of 362 amino acids. Lineage: Eukaryota; Viridiplantae; Streptophyta; Magnoliopsida; Sapindales; Anacardiaceae.